AUGACGGCCCUUUUCAACUUUCAGUCGCUGCUACUGGUGAUUCUUCUCAUCAUUUGCACAAGCAGUUAUGCGCACUCGAUUAUGCCGGGAAUUAUGGACCGGAAUCAGAAUGGAAUCUUUGGGAUAUUCUGGAAGUGUGCUCGUGUUGGAGAACGACUGAGCCCCUACGUUAGCAUUUGCUGCGUUCUGAUGGCAGUUUCCAUCUUCUUCGGUGGUUAA
This is a messenger RNA of Penicillium canescens, 219 nucleotides long. Its product is annotated as protein kish. The transcript is spliced from 4 exons. Lineage: Eukaryota; Fungi; Ascomycota; Eurotiomycetes; Eurotiales; Aspergillaceae. Gene Ontology annotation, biological process: protein secretion; intracellular transport. The record is from RefSeq and is a predicted model, not a curated record. The coding region runs from base 1 to 219 and encodes 72 amino acids.